UGCUUCACUGCUUAAAGUCGAGCCAUAGUGAUCGACCGAUACUAUUAUAGCUGCGAAUAAUAUAAUGUGUUGUUCCUGCUGGUACCCUCCUCAAUGGGACAAAACUGUUCAGACCAAUGCUGUUACCGGUAUAAGCAAGUAUCCGGCAACUAUAGUGACUGCCAUGUGUCACACAAUGGAACUGCUGUCUUAACAUGUGAAGUAUAUGCUCCACGUGAUAGUAGCAACAAUUCAUUGGCAACAGUAAAAUGGUACAGAAACAACGAAUCUGUAAUCGAGAAUGUCACUGAUAGAUAUGAAAAUUCCAAAACGUCAACUAAAAAUGAAUUUAAUUCGUCUAACACUUCAAUGAAUGGACUCUUUGAAGACAGAUAUCAACUAAUCAUUCGUAAUGUCAAUUUUUCAGACAGUGGUAUUUACUGGUGUCAACUUUCAGCUGACGGGUUUUGCUUCAUCCCAUCAGUGUAUGUGAAUAUUACUUUCAAUACAAGCUCUGGUUAUUUCAAAUAUAAUUAUCAGCAAAGUCCAGUUUGCGCAGUAGACAAUUCUUCAUCUUGUCAAGUAAUACCAACCUCUUCAAUAAAUACCAUGUCAUCAACCACACUAUCAGUGUCUACUCCGCCAGCAACACCCACUCAACCAGAACUAUGUCGUGGUAAGCUAGAAUUAACAAACUUAGGAUUUGUAGCCUGUCUUGGAGUGACGGUACCAGCUGCAGGUUUCACACUCAUACUGAUGGUCAUUCUGAUCUGCUGUGCUGGAAUCUGUAUAUGCUGGAGAAAGAAAACUAGAAGAAAAGUUGCACAGAGUGUGGCUCAGACUGAAAUGGAUCAUACCUCAGAUAGAUCUAAUGCUCAAGUUGUGCGUCUCAAAAGAAGAAAAGUCCACCAGUACGAAGACGUGGAAAACCCACGACCUGAUGAACACACUGAAGAGCCAGUUAGUGAUCGUGAAAGAACACAUACAGAUGGUGAUAAAAUGGUAGAUGAUGAGUACAGUGAGCUGGAGCAUCAAGCAGAAACCAAUGCCCUCCAAAAAAUAAACCUAGAAGGAGAUCAGGGUGAACCACACAUGUAUGAAAUGGUUUUGGCUGUGAGUCAAGACAAAGACAAAACUGCUGUCAAUACGAAACAGCAACUGCAAAUUGAAAGCCUACAAUAUUAUGAAGAUGUUUGUGAUAAUAAACUGCCAAAACAACCACAAAGUUCUUUCGAUAGCUUUUCCACUAGCUGUUCAUCCCAGAAUCAAUACAACGUUCUUGAUCACUCUCUUGUCACUAAUCCAGGACAAAAGGCCACCAUUAAAGCUAUUACUAGCGAGGACUCCAUGGAAGAUCAUCGCUACAGCAGAACACAUGCACACACGUUGACAUUGAUGGGAAACUCUGUCGAAGAAACAUCUCAAGACAACCAAUAUGAAAAUCUUGGCAGCAGAGUAGUAAAGUCAGCUCAGCGACAGAAUACACUUGCAAAUGAAUCAUCUGGUAGCUGUACAUGUGAGUAUCAUGUUCUGGAGGAAGCUGUUUCAAACGGUACCACCAUCCCCACCACUUCAAACCAGCCAGAACAGACUCCACCUAUCCCUAAACACAAAUCAAACACAACUGUUCCAGCUUAUGGUGUACUCAAUUACAAUGAUUCCAGCCAGCAAAACAUCAAAAUCCAAGAUCAGCCCUUACAUCAAUCAAUAAUUGAGGAAAGCAAAGAGAGGGUAUUCGAUGAUCCACAAUACAAUAUUCUCCCUACUGCACCGAAAGUGUUAGAAGAUGAAGCGGAGCACAGAAGAGAAGCUACUCAGAUUCAGACAUUUCCUUUUGAUGAGCUGACAGACGUACAUGAAGUGUGGAUACACAAUGACUAAUUGAUCAUGCAACCCUUGUAUACAAUGUUGCAAAUAGAGACACCGUUUGUUACAUGCAACAUUAAUUGUGUGUAUAAUGUAUUGUGUAGCAUGAAUAGUGGAUUAAGACAGCUUUCUCUGUCACUGCAUGCAUGUGAUUGUAACUUUCGAGUGCAAAAAAGAUCCCUGCAGAGUUUUUGUGUGUACAUAGCCACAUCAUACAAUGUUGACUUACACACUUCAAAGCGGUAUUCAAAAAUAAACAAUGUGUAAAAGGGAUUAUACUUAUCAUUUGCACUGAAAAAUAAGAACUAUGGCAGCUGCACGGAGCAGGAUGAGUUUGGCAUGCAGUCUUUAUAAUAAUUAUCUCUGCUCAGAACUGCCAGGUGAAAUAUGUAAUAAGCUAAAG
Halichondria panicea is the source of this 2248-nucleotide messenger RNA. RefSeq lists its product as uncharacterized. The record is from RefSeq and is a predicted model, not a curated record. The transcript has 3 exons. Lineage: Eukaryota; Metazoa; Porifera; Demospongiae; Suberitida; Halichondriidae. The coding region runs from base 94 to 1860 and encodes 588 amino acids.